Messenger RNA from Fusarium sp. VM40, 1953 nucleotides. NCBI's taxonomy places the organism in Eukaryota, Fungi, Ascomycota, Sordariomycetes, Hypocreales, Nectriaceae. The record is from the annotation of a GenBank genome assembly.
AUGGCGAACCAAGAGGCUCACUAUGGCUUCGACGAAGGCGGAGAUGACGACCAGUCCAUUGUGUCGACGCGCGGACUCGAGGCUUUCAGUCGAAAGGUUACAACUACAGCUACUCAUUUGAUCGGUCCCAAUGCCGAAGCCACGGCUCACCACUAUCAAACCGCCAUGGCCGAGGUCCACAAGCAGAUGAAGCGGCCGACGGUCCAGCGCAGUAUGUUUGCGAUGGCGAGGACAACCCCAACCGAUCUCAUGCGCUCCAGACUUUCGACGCACGAGAUUCAGCAUCGCGCCUUGACAUACCUUCCCGAUGAGCUUCUUGCCAAUAUUCCAGAGCAUGAGAACCCAUACUCGCUGUUCCAAGGCUUCCAGGCCAGUUUCCCUGAAUUGACCGAUGAAGGCAAAAAGUUCCAGCGACGAGUCUCCCGAGGUCGCAAGAUGCUGGAAGAUUCGGACGGGACACCAGGAAGCCCUAAAAAGCUGACGCAGUUGAAAAAAGAAAAGGCUGCCAUGAUGCACGAGUUUGGAUUAUUAGGCACCCGUAAGAGUAUGGCGAGUUAUGAAAUUCGAGAAAUCGAUAACAAAAUUGCCAAUCUUCAUGGCAUGCGAAGAAUCAUUCUGGACAGGCUAGCUGGACUGGAGCAGGAUGAGGCUAUGCUGGAGCAUGACAUUUCCGAGAUGGAAAUUCGAGUUGACGAGGCCCAGGUGCUGGUUGAUGAGGCUGAGGAGAUCGAACGAAACACACGGACCCAAGACGAGCAAGAUCUAGUUGGCGAUGCUGAUGAUCACGAUCACGAGUUUAUGUCCCAGUCUGUAUACGAAAAGAUUCCCGCCUCAGAAGCAAGUAGUACCCCCCGGAAAACGAAAAAGGUUCAUCGUAAGAAAUCCAUGCCCAUUCUUCACGAGCAUUUCGAGCCUGGUACCGCCAUUCGCGAGCUCCGAGCACACAAAGAUACUAUCACGGCUAUUGAUUUUGACGCUCCGUUUGGCACAAUGGUUACUGCUGCACUGGAUGACACAGUUCGAGUAUGGGAUCUCAAUGCUGGUAGAUGUAUGGGUUAUAUGGAAGGUCACACUGCGUCGGUACGCGCGUUGCAGGUUGAGGAUAACAUUCUGGCAACGGGUUCUAUGGAUGCGACUAUUCGACUCUGGGAUCUCAGUAAGGCUCACUACGACCCUCACGGCGGUCUUGGGAAAGACGACGACGAGGAUGCUAUUGCUUUUGGAACGGACAACCACCUUGAACCCCCACCAGGCAGCAUGGCUGAUUGCGCUCUAUACACCUUGGAAUCGCAUGUUGACGAGAUUACGGCCCUUCAUUUCCGAGGCGAUGUCAUGGUUUCCGGUUCUGCAGACAAGACUAUUCGCCAUUGGGAUCUUGAGAAGGGCCGUUGCGUGCAAACAUUGGAUGUCAUGUGGGCAGCAGCAGCAAGUAUGACAACGACAGACAGCACAUGGCGACCCACUGGACGAUCUCAAAGUAGCUCUGCCGACUUUGUUGGUGCUUUGCAGGUUUUUGAAACAGCCCUUGCGUGUGGUACUGCGGACGGCAUGGUGCGUCUGUGGGAUCUGCGAAGCGGACAGGUCCAUCGCAGUCUGGUAGGCCACACUGGUGCAGUAACAUGCCUCCAGUUCGACGACGUGCAUCUGGUGACAGGAAGCGUGGAUAGAAGCAUCAGAAUUUGGGAUCUAAGAACGGGAUCUAUUUACGACGCAUAUGCAUACGAUAACCCUAUCACAGACAUGAUGUUUGACGCUCGACGAAUUGUCAGCGCAGCAGGCGAGGACGUUGUCAAGGUAUACGACAAGGUUGAGGGACGACAAUGGGAAUGCGGCGCGGGUAUCACCGCUGCCGAGGAAGGCAAGACACCAGCCAUCGUGGAGCGUGUACGUGUAAGAGAUGGAUAUCUUGUUGAAGGCAGAAGAGACGGUGUCGUUGGCGUAUGGACAAGCUAA